Messenger RNA from Aspergillus caelatus, 1259 nucleotides. RefSeq lists its product as uncharacterized. The record is from RefSeq and is a predicted model, not a curated record. Bases 535 to 1251 code for a protein of 238 amino acids. The transcript has a single exon. NCBI's taxonomy places the organism in Eukaryota, Fungi, Ascomycota, Eurotiomycetes, Eurotiales, Aspergillaceae.
AAUACGGCAACCUAUGAGAUUCAAGUAUUGGACAAGGAAGACUUUUGUCAACAAUACAUCUUACCUCUCCAAGCAGAAUACCAACUCCCAACUCUAGCCCCAUCGGCGGUAAGGGUACGGACGCAGACGCUGUCGCUAACCGUCAAUAACGCCACUUACGCAAAGCUGGGCAGUCACUUUAGGUGGUGGGACGUUCACCCUUUGCCGGCCGCCAUUCCAAAGGGCAUUUCUAACCCGCAGAGAUACGGACGAAUAUCAGCUUGGGGAUUCGCUCGAGUUAUUGAAAGCAAUUACCACCAAUUACCGGUAAACAGUGUGAUUUACGGUUACCUUCCUAUCGGGACUCUCCCGGUCGACCUGCAGCUUUCCCCAUCCAAGGACGAAAAACAAGUACUGGAGGUCAGCCCGCAUCGAAGCCAUGUGCUGCCGAUAUAUAAUCGAUACUUGAUAUUCUCUGCCUCAGAAAUCGCCAGCUCGUCCCGAUAGUCCCGGGGGUGGAGCUCCCUGAUACGACCACUCUUCCAAACAUCUUGGAUGCUCAACACAUUCCUCUUUGCCGGGGACGAAUCCCUCCUGGUCAAACCGUCUCAUCAAGCAUCCCCUUGGACUAUCCAAGAUGCAGACAUCACAGGCGCGAUUGUUAUACUGCUCUCUGCUUCUGGAAAGACCGCAUUGACUCUGGCGCACCAGCUUCGGCGGUCUCGUCACCCUUCACUGCAGCCUCAGAAGGUCGUUGGAGUCACCUCUAAGCGUUCGCUGGCCUUCACAAAGACUACAGAAUUUCACGAUGAAGUUGUCCAUUAUGAAGCGGCGACUCCGGAGCUCCUGGGCGAUAUUAGCAUUAGUUCAUGUUCGAAAGUCGUCCUAUGUGACUUCGGCUCCCGUGGUAACAGCUUCCGGACCUGGGUUGAACUGCUCAAGCCCGCCUGCAAAUCUCUUAUCCUACUUGGUAUCGGGGAUACACCUCAGGUGGAGUCGCAGGACGCUCUGCAAAACAAGUUUAUCCAAGGCGCUUCUUUAGGCAAAAUCCAAGUGAAUGCGUCGGAUCUUUCAGAUAUGGCAAUGACGUUGAUUGGAGAGGAAAGAUAUUGGCAAAGGCUUGAAGAAGAUUGGAGGGAGAUUUUGGAAACAGGGGCACUUCCUGGUGUAUCUCUGGAAUGGGGUUCUGGGAUGAGUUCAGUGGAGAAGGUAUGGAGCAUGCUUUGCAGUGAUGAGAUUGAUAGCAGGAAGGGCUACGUCAUCGAAUUAUAGGAAUGAAG